AUGGAGCUUACCGAGACGAUUACUUUGGUCUCCCUUCUGGUUACGUUCGUCGUCGGAGUCCCGGGCCUCGUCCUUCUAUUCUUUCAAAUACGCAAAUGUGUGCGUGACAAACGAGUUCAAAAGACCACCGUCGUUCCCGAUGUUGAGAGCUCGAAUCCACCCGCAGCUGCCAGCUCCAACGAACCCAGUCCUUCAAAUCCAUCUAACGGGAACGUUAUAAAUCACAACAUCUUCAACUUCUACCCAGGACAUCAUCCAGACGUUGCAGUGCCUCUGGCAGUCAUCUUUCCCCAAAGGGUACUUAGCGGAGGCAUCGAAGGAGACCCAGCUACUAGUCACGGGAAUCCUUUGCCACCUUGGAGAGUAGGAACCUGGCCGUCAGUGUUGAGGAGGCAGUGA
Messenger RNA from Morchella importuna, 399 nucleotides. RefSeq lists its product as uncharacterized. The coding region runs from base 1 to 399 and encodes 132 amino acids. The record is from RefSeq and is a predicted model, not a curated record. NCBI's taxonomy places the organism in Eukaryota, Fungi, Ascomycota, Pezizomycetes, Pezizales, Morchellaceae. The transcript has 2 exons.